AUGCUUGGCGGUGGCGGUUGCACUGGGGGCACUACACAUAAGAUAAGAGAGCAGUUAAAUUUUUCAGACGAGAAGAAGUGGAAACAGUUCUCCGGGAGAAGACUGGAGUUGAUUGAUAAAUUUGGACUCAGUGAGCGGAAGGCAAGUGAGCAGGAUGAUAAUAUCAAACAGAUUGCUACGAUUCUGAGGACCGAGUUUGGGUAUCCGAUAGAUACAGCCGGGGAGUUUGAGAAACUUGUGACUGCAGCGGUUCAGUCCGUGAGGAGGAACCGGAAGAGAUCCAAGAGGAGGCUUCCUGGCAGGUCUCCGUCGCCGUCGAGUCUGCCCUCUCCGGUGUCCUGCUCGUCGAACCAAGCGGCGGUCUCGGCGUCGGAGGAGGACCUUGGCGUGUGCGGCACCAACUCGCCUCCAAGCUUGGCGAAGUUGGUGCCCAACGGGCACGUGACCAUGAGCAAUCUAGCGACCAUUCAGCCCAAGGCGUUGCCGGCGCCGACUAUGGGGCCCAGGCUGCCCAGUUGCGUGCCCGUGGUUCAAUCGCAGCAGCGGUACAACGAUAUUGUCAAGGGCAUUAUAUCGGAUCUGGUCAGCAACGCUGUUCCGCUGGCUGAGCAAUGUCAGCGGGACCCAUCCAACGGUCCGAACCUGACGGACUUUGCGCUGUCUUCGAACGACCAGACGCUGCUGUCGCUCGGACUGCAUUCUGAUAAGCCGGCAGGUGGGAGUAAGGCCUCGUCAGACACCACUAUUCCGUUUUUCUUAAGAGAGAAGCUUCUUUUGCAGAUCCAGAGGUCUGGGACGUGUUCCAAGAUCGCCCAGGGAUCCAUCGACAUGUACUCGAAUCUGGAAAUCUUGGGCGAAAUGUCCAUCAAGUCGUCCGUGGCGUUUGUAAUCGAGCGUUUUUUCUCGAACCUAAUGCCUUCGUCAAUGGAGUAUAUCACUUCCAAGACGUACUCGGAGGAUUCGCUGGCGCUGCUGUCGACAAAGCUUUUCGAUGCUGCUACUAGAAGGAAGCUUUCGCAGCUGCCGGCGAGGGAAGUGCAGUUGAAACUGCUGCUUUUGGUGAUGGGAGGUAUCGUGAAAGAUUUCGGGUUCGAUCCCUGUCUGUAUGCGUUAAGCGAGGUGAUUCAUCAUCUCGUGAUGAACCAAUAUCCAUUGCUGUACAAUUCUGAAAACAUAUCAUCCGUGCCAACAAAUGAGAGAACUGCAGUACUGUCGUCGCUUUCGAUGAAACCACAAGUUGCUAACCAGGACGUCAACAAACAAGUUAUCUUGAAAUUCAAGGAUCGAGAACAGCUCUUCACUUUCCACGUAUUAAGCAAUGGACCUCCAACGGUGAAUGAAAUCUUGGAAAACUCACAGUCUUUGUUCCGCAUUGCAUCGAGAACUCAGAUGCUGGGUCUUUUCCACAAUGGCGCUCUGUUGAGCGAUGAUUUCCAAUUAGCGAAGCUGUUCAUCAGUUUGUCCCAUGACUGCAUCGUGUUGGAAGUGAGAGUUUUGGAUGAUCAGAACUCGUCGCCAUUGGAUGGACUGAACAUUCUGAGCACUGCAUCUUUGCAGGUCAAGAAAGAAAGUCCCACUCCGCCCCCUACUACGAAGUCGUCUAGUGUGAACUUGCUGGAUAAAAUCAUCAACAAGAUCAAUAAAAACCCGAAUGGUGAAGCGAUUGACGUUCCAUCAGUGGUUGGUACCGGUAGCAAGAAAUUUUUUCAGGACGGUAAUCUGCCACAGCCGGUGUUCCAGCCAUUAUUAUAA
This is a messenger RNA of Torulaspora globosa, 1752 nucleotides long. RefSeq lists its product as uncharacterized. Bases 1 to 1752 code for a protein of 583 amino acids. The record is from RefSeq and is a predicted model, not a curated record. NCBI's taxonomy places the organism in Eukaryota, Fungi, Ascomycota, Saccharomycetes, Saccharomycetales, Saccharomycetaceae. The transcript has a single exon.